UUAGUCCGCCCUCAGCCAAUCAGGAGAAAGAGGCGGAGCGAUGCGCACGCGCCGCCUGCUACGCAAAAGCGAUUCAGUGUAAACGCAGCUGUCGCUCCGUAGCCACGUAUAUUGGUUCUCGUUGCCCUACCUUCGUUUGUUUUUAAUUAUGAACUUUUUAUGAGACUCUAGUGUACGUUUGUGUAUUAGUCAACUGCGGGACGGUUCUAUGUAUUUUUGGGGACUGAAUUGAUGAUGUUAUUGUGAAGUGACUGUAGCUGUGACUUAUAUUUUGGUGUUUGUUUGUAUGUACAAGAUGAUGAUGGAUCAGGCUCACUUCGGAGAGUAUUUGUUGAGGCAGCAAAUGUUGCACGCUGCGUCCCUCAGCGGUUUGCAACACCGCGUCGGUGCGGAUGCUGAACCGCCGGCUUGCGAGGCACGCCUGCUCAAUGGCGACCUCUGGCGGCGUUUCCAUGACAUCGGCACUGAAAUGAUCAUUACUAAGGGAGGAAGACGCAUGUUCCCAUCGCUGCGCAUCUCGCUGGCAGGGCUGGACCCUCGCGAGGAGUACUGCGUGCUGCUGGAACUGUCCCUCGUGGGGCGGCGGCGCUGGCGCUGGGCGGGCGGGGCUUGGGCAGCCGCCGGUGGCGCUGAACCUCAGUCACCCAGGCGUCUGAUGCUGCAUCCUGAUUCUCCAGCGCCCGGCCACCACUGGACCGCAAACCCAGUGUCCUUCAGCAAAUUAAAACUGACUAAUAAUACUAUGGACGCACAAGGACAUAUGGUAUUGACGUCCAUGCACAAGUACCGUCCCCGGGUCCUGGUGGUGCGCGCGCGUGAUGCUGCCGCCCUCGCCUGGGGUGCUCCCCACGCCUCCUUCUCCUUCCCCGAGACGGAGUUCAUUGCUGUCACCGCUUAUCAGAAUGAUCGCAUAACAAAAUUGAAAAUCGACAACAACCCGUUCGCUAAAGGCUUCAGAGCGUGUGGCCAGUCUAAAUGCAAGAGAAAGAACCCAGACUCUGGCAGCGAAGGUAACUCGGAGCCUAGCACGGAGCCCACGGACGCCAAGAGACCUUGUUCUGACGCCGCGUCCUCGUGCUCCGAGGAGGGCAGCUUGCGCUCCUCGUCCCCGAGGUCGCCGCCGCUAGUGGAAUCUCCUGCUCCGCUCGUCACACCUCCAGAGAACAUUACUCCGCCCCCAGCCGCGUUCUACCCUCCAGAGUUACCUUACCUAGGACCACUACACAUGCCGAUGCCCCUAGGUCUCUGGCCCAGCAGUCCUUUGACUAGCGGUUUCUCGUGGGGUCCCGCACUGCCGCCGCCCUUACCGCCGGCGCCUUCGCCCCCUGCCGCGCCGGCGCCCUGCAGACGGGUAAAAAGCUUCACGAUUAGCGCUCUACUCGGUGAAGGCUGAUUUCAUAUUUACACAUGUCUACUGGAGAAGUUAAAGAGUUGACAAAUAUUUUGUUUGUUCCUUCGCGAACGGCUGGUACACCUUGUACUUAUGUAACUUUGCGCCAUGUAACUUGAUAAGUACUUAAAUUAAAAUUGAAAUAAAAUGUUAACGCGACAGGGAUACUCGCAAUACCUACUUACCAUAUAAAUUAAUGUAAAUAUAUUAUAGAAACAUAGUUUUAUUUUAUGUUUAAUGAAUAAAAUUUAUAUGCCUACCUCGUUAUGAUAAGUAAUUAUUGUAUUGUGAUAGCAGUGCCUUAAGUUUGUAUAAAUGCUAAACUUUAAAAUAUUUUAAUUAAGUAGUCAAUAUGUUAAUAUAGCCAAUGGUUGAACCUAGCACAUUUCAAUGACGAUACAGAGGCUACUCUGUAGGUAACUUUUAAUUCGAAAGACUGAAGUGAACUCCAUCGCGGUCCACCUUGACAUUUGGUUUUGAGAAGAAUCUCGACCAAUGACGGGCGAAAAUUUGACUUAGAAAAUUCGAAUUGAUAGUUACAGAAUAGGCUAGCAGUAAUUACUUAUGUACACAAUCUCUAUGUAUGUCAUGUGCAGGUGCACUUCUGUCUAUUCCUUCAGGAAUAAAGUUUAAUAGACCUACUACACAAGUAAACCUACUUAAAAGUAUUUGUAAACUUGUUAACUAAUUAUAUAUGAAUUCUCUCAUAUGUAUUAUUUUUCUAAACUGCUGUAAGUCAAAUAGAUAAGUAAAUAGAAGGAAGAAAAAGCAAGUUAUAGAAGGAAUAAAUAUAUAAACUAUAGGAAAGCCUUCAGCUAUACUUGUACUUACUUGGGCGGUUGAAACAAAAUGUCGACUUGAUUUAUAAUAAGAGACAAGUGUUAUAAGUAUCUAUCAUUUAUGUAACUAUUGUAAAUAAUGUAAAUAAUAACAGUCAACAAUUAAGCAACUACAAUAUAUUUUUUUAUAUGAUUUAA
Messenger RNA from Spodoptera frugiperda (fall armyworm), 2367 nucleotides. It is a transcript of the gene Doc1, whose product is annotated as T-box transcription factor TBX6-like. The transcript is spliced from 5 exons. The record is from RefSeq and is a predicted model, not a curated record. Bases 287 to 1393 code for a protein of 368 amino acids. Lineage: Eukaryota; Metazoa; Arthropoda; Insecta; Lepidoptera; Noctuidae. Gene Ontology annotation, biological process: heart development; cell fate specification; regulation of transcription by RNA polymerase II. Gene Ontology annotation, molecular function: DNA-binding transcription factor activity, RNA polymerase II-specific; RNA polymerase II cis-regulatory region sequence-specific DNA binding. Gene Ontology annotation, cellular component: nucleus.